Messenger RNA from Somion occarium, 1990 nucleotides. Lineage: Eukaryota; Fungi; Basidiomycota; Agaricomycetes; Polyporales; Cerrenaceae. The record is from the annotation of a GenBank genome assembly.
ACGCGAUCGCCUUGCACGCUUCGGUCAACAUCAAUAUUCAUCCCUUUGCUUCCACUCCCGAAGACAUGGCCAAUGAAGUACAGGAUGUUAUUAUGGAUAGCCCUGGGGCAGGCCCGUCGACUGCUCCAGGCAUUCCUGUGGAUUCAACACUGAACAUACCCACCUCUGCUCCUUUGCAUCCGCUGCCGUCCGCACAUUUCUACUCUCUGGAAUACCCUGGUUAUGUACAGUCAUGUUCCAUACCACUGGCUGUGGAGCGUCUCGGAGGUCAAGCUAGGCUUGACUCUGCCUUCAGACGUGUAGCGAGCAUGAAGACUGAUUUUCCACUGGAGCUGAACUUUCGACCUGAGAACCCUUAUUCUCACCCUGUGUCUGGCGAGGUUGUUCAUACCAGCAAUUUGCUGCUAAAGGUUGUGAAGAGGAAGAGAAAGAGGAAAGAUGGUAUGCAGUUGGAUGGUGAGCCGGUUGGCGAGUACACAGCGGAGGUAGUUGGUGUUGUCCCAAAAACAGGGAGGUUUCGCGCUAUGGCGGACUUCCAGUUUAGGCCGAAUAUGUCAGACCCAGUAUCAAAGCUACGGACUGCUUUGGCAGAUACAGAUGUUGAAGCCAUCAUAAAUUAUUCCAUUCCUGAAGAGAAAGAGGACUAUACAGUGCCGGUGAAUGGAGCACCCGCAGACAUCGACCCUCAGCUUCUAGGUGCGGAGGGUGUAACACCAAAGUUGAGGAGUAAUCUUCGUCUUCCACCACCAACAUUGUUCAGUCGGCAAGGUAUACCUCAUAACUAUAACUAUAAGGCAAACACAUCGUCAAUCGUGGCUGCGGUCGUGGAUGAAGAGACCGGCGAAGAGAAGAAACGUCUCAUCAACAGUACAAGGUGGAAAGGUUAUGGUCCCAUCGCUAUUUAUUACGCAGACGACAAGGUGCCAGACAAACCGUCGGCCGUGGUGGAGGAACAACGAGAGAAGGCAGACAAGAAACUCCUGAAGCGGUUGGAGGAGCUUUUUGCAGAACGCCCUGUUUGGACACGGACGGCUAUCCUGAAUCAAUUCGAGCCAUUUGAGGUUCGUGAAAUCAUCAAUUCCAAAUUCCUUCUUCCUUUGGUUUCCUACGUAUUUGCAGACGGACCCUGGAGAGAUACACAAGUCCGACUGGGGUACGACCCACGGAGAGAUCCACAAGCACGAUUCUACCAGAGGCUGUAUUUCAGGAAUACCCAUCAUCCAAUCCUCAGAACAUCGGUCGUCGGUAGAAAAGCAGACAAUCGAAGUGAUGGUAUCUUUGAGGCGAUUCGUAAAGAAGAUAAACGGUCGCAUAUAUUUGACGGGAUCAACGCCACGAAGGAGACCGCCGCGUUCCAGCUGUGCGAUAUUUUGGACGAGAUGCUGAAAGAAAUGAUAGAGGACGAGGAAGAUCUUCGGGAAACCUGCCAUGAACGAGAUGGUUGGUACUCCGCGCAAGCGUUCGAUCGCAUCAAGAUUGUCCUCCGACACAAGUUCUUCUCUCUUCUGAUCGGACAUGUCGCAACCAGGGAGGAAUGUGAAGCUUUACUUGCUUCUACUGAGGGAACAGACAAGCUUCCUUCCAAAUCUGCGCCUAAAGUACGACCUGGCAAACACAAUAUGGCAAAAGGAGCACUCAGACCGGAAGAUGCUGCGGUAUGUCCUAACAUGCUUUAUCCUGAAGACAUAGCUGAUCAUGUUGCAGGCGCAAAGACUUCUGGCCACCAUCGACGAAAAGGUCAGAAAGUUCUCUAGUCAGAAGUAGCGCCGAGCAGUGUAUUCUUCCGAUUCCUUGCAACAUGUGUAUUUUUAUCAAUACAUUCCGGUCCACACGCAAUAUCAGUGUUUUGGUGUUUUCAUUUUGCACUGAACGAGACGACAGCGAACUCCUAAGCGUAUUGCAGAGGGCAUAGGGCAUGGUGGCGGAAUUGAAUACAUAAUGCGAGACGUGUCGAAUGGAAUGGCCAGAGAACGAAGCCCAAUCUAACCCC